GGUUAUGGGUGACCUCCAAUUGCCCUCUUACGCAAGACAACCCAUGGAGCUUCUGCAGACUGCAGCAUAGAAGCGCAUUUCCGCACGUCUGGCGUUCUGACGAAUACGAAUGGCUCAGCGAGGACAGUACAGGGCAAGCAAGCAAAGAAGCAGCAACUUGCAAGCACCCAAGGCGGUCUGCAAUCUGCAUUCCAAUGCUCGCUACAGACUCCGGAGUAUUCCUCGCCCGCCUCAUGCACUUUGCCUCGAGUCGGCAUCCAUCAAAUGCCAUCUUGAUGGUGUACUCCGUACCUGCUUAUCGACAGGCUUGUCGAAUUGUCUUGCAUGUUGUAAUGGGGCGUCUACCUUGGUGUACAAUCGCACGUUUCAAAAGCCUGUACAGCAAUCCGCUCGAGGCUUGUCACCCUCAUAAUGGGUCUCCUUCCGCUUCUCCGCGACGCCCAUCGCGCACCAAGCAGCUUCGAUGGGCGUUCCUCGCAAUCUCUGGUUACACAUGUAAACCCCUACGAAGUACCUGUCUCUUGGGAAGAGUGCCGGAUUAGAACACGGCUCAGAAGUUCUCCUCAGACAGUGUAUUCUGACGCGCACAGAGCGAAAGAUCAUACCAUUCCAUAUAGGCCUGAUAUCACGGCCCAUGGCCCAUCGUGGGCCCGAGAUGUCGAACAUGACGGACAAGGAUCGGCGCACAGCUUCAAGUGUCUGUGGGUGGUUGUGCCGGUGCUCGGUGCUCAGUGGCCGUCAUACCACCCCCCUUCCCGAGAGCUCUUUGCUGACCCCUUCUCAUCGGCGCCAAAAGCAAAUACCAGCGCCGGCAGAUGCCCGCCAUGGCACUCUACGGUGUACUACGUACUUGUCAUGUCCAGGAAACCCAUGUCUUCUCUUGAGAUAUUCUCUCAGAGUGAGUCGAUUGCGUCGCCAUACGCCCAAUCCUUGAACCUAGGUUACGCCGCGAAUUGUUGCUUCCCAGGGACCCGCCCGCAUCGUGACAUUUUCGGAGACUGUUUGGUUGGUCUGGUAUGGACACAUCAGCGGUCUACUACCGGUACUAGCAUUGCAGACGGCUCGACGAGAAGGACAGCCACCGCAGACUCCUGCCUGUUUCUGCAGCCAGCCAAAGAACUAAAGAAAUCUUUGUUUCAGAUUUCGCCUGCAUACCGACUCAACCCAUGCGCUAAGCACUUUACGGUGUACAAAAAUCUAUUAGCUGGAAUCUGUCGGUCUUGUCUGCCUUCCCUGCCCCCUGGCCCGCGAUAGCGCCUCAUCAUCUCGCCGGAUUUGGAUCGUCCAGAAUUUUUUUUUUUUCGAAUGUACGAGAAGCUGGUUGUAUCCAGCAUUCAACUUGCCAAGUUCAACGACUCACAAGUCAUGACUCUUCCAGCUGACGUACGAAAUAGAGUCAUUUUGCUUUCCGUGCCAGUCAACGGAUGGCGGGCGCGUCUAUUCUGGUUGUCUUCAUCUACCCA
Molecule: messenger RNA, 1463 nt
Organism: Colletotrichum godetiae
Lineage: Eukaryota; Fungi; Ascomycota; Sordariomycetes; Glomerellales; Glomerellaceae
Exons: 1
Coding region: 412-1254 (280 amino acids)
Source: RefSeq, a predicted model, not a curated record